Messenger RNA from Panicum hallii, 1854 nucleotides. RefSeq names its product transcription initiation factor IIE subunit alpha. Gene Ontology annotation, biological process: transcription open complex formation at RNA polymerase II promoter; transcription initiation at RNA polymerase II promoter. The transcript has 10 exons. The coding region runs from base 182 to 1549 and encodes 455 amino acids. Gene Ontology annotation, cellular component: transcription factor TFIIE complex. The record is from RefSeq and is a predicted model, not a curated record. Lineage: Eukaryota; Viridiplantae; Streptophyta; Magnoliopsida; Poales; Poaceae.
CUGAUCCCAAAUCUAUGAACACUCCCUUUCUCUCUCGUUCCAUUGCUCGCCAAUCCAUCGCUUCGAUCCAACCGGUGGCGGCUGCGGCGGCGGCCAGCGGCCAGCGGCCAGCGCGAUCAGGCACCGCCUGGCCCCCUAUGCCCUGAACGCGCAAUCCGAACCCCGACGCGCCGGUUUCGCCAUGGCCUCCAUCGAGCCCUUCAACCGGCUGGUGAGGCUGGCGGCGCGCGCCUUCUACGACGACAUCUCCAUGAAGGGCGACAACCAGCCCAAGACCUCCCGCGGGGAUAACCGCGGCAUGGCCGUCGUCGUCCUCGACGCGCUCACCAGGCGGCAGUGGGUCCGGGAGGAAGAUUUGGCUAAAGCGUUGAAGCUCCACUCGAAACAGCUGCGGCGCAUUCUCCGCUUCUUUGAAGAGGAGAAGCUAGUCACAAGGGAUCACCGGAAGGAGUCUGCAAAAGGAGCAAAAGCACAUAAUGUUGCGGCUGCUGCAGUUGCCAGUGAUGGUCCUCCAGUCACUAAGGAGGGAGAAGAGAAAAUAAAGAUGCACACGCAUUCAUACUGUUGCUUGGAUUAUGCUCAGAUUUGUGAUGUUGUAAGGUACCGGAUUCACCGCAUGAAGAAAAAAUUGAAGGAUGAAUUGGACAGCAGAAAUACAAUUCAACACUACAUAUGUCCUAGCUGUAAUAAAAGGUAUUCAGCCUUUGAUGCACUGCAACUGGUAAGCUACACAGAUGAGUACUUCCAUUGUGAAACUUGCAACGGUGAACUGGUUGCAGAGAGUGACAAGCUCGCUUCUGAGGAAAUGGGAGAUGGCGAUGACAAUGUUAGAAAGCGUAGGCGUGAGAAAUUGAAGGACAUGCAACAAAGAAUUGAAGAGCAAUUGAAGCCAUUGGUUGCACAACUUGAAAGAGUGAAGAAUCUACCUGCGCCUGAGUUUGGGAGUCUGCAGACAUGGGAAAGAGCAAAUAUUGGCGCUUUUGCACAUGGUGACCCUAGUGUAGCUGAUUCAUCUAGAAACUCACAAGGGCAGUAUGGUACACCAAUGCCAUACAUGGGUGAGACAAAGGUUGAAGUUGAAAUGUUAGGUGAUGGUGUGAAAGAAGAAGGUACUGAAUCAGGUAAAAAUGGUUCGGAACUGAAAGUCUUACCUCCAUGGAUGAUCAAAGAUGGCAUGAAUCUUACAAAGGAACAAAGAGGAGAGACCAGCAAGGCAUCAAAACUUGAUGAAAAAUCAGAAGCCAAGGAUGACAAAAAACAGGACUCGAAAGAUGAUCAAAUUAUACAGGAGGAAUACAUAAAGGCUUAUUAUGAGGCCUUGAGGAAAAAGCAGGAAGAGGAAGAAGCAAAAAGGAGAAUGCAGCAAGAAGGUGAGACUAUUGUCUCUGAUUCUCAAUCUGAACGCCAGGUGGGCAAGAAAUACAAGCGGGAGGAUGAAGAUGAAGGGAAUGCAACCGAGCAAUACAAAUUGGCAGAUUUAAAUGCGGAGGCCCAAGAAUCUGGUGAUGACGAAGAUGAUUAUGUGUGGGAAGAGGGUUCUGUUGAGUGACCUCCAGCUCCCUCUGGGUUUUUGUUGAAAUAGUUCAAUCCCAGCAUGUCACCGAUGGGGCGGAUAAGAUAUUCUGCCGAUUACACAGCACUGCACUGAUGAGUUUUUGAUUCUGUUGCACUUGAUCACAAAAAACUUCUCCAAGUGAAAGACCAGCUCCUAUGCAUUUUCAGUUGAAGCAUGUACAAAAUGUUCCUAUACUCAAGGAGGAAAUGAACAUUUUUUUCCCUGUAAGUUGGAAGAGUUGUGCAAUAUUAUUUUGUGGACGAUUUUAUAUUCCAGCAAAAGAAAUUACGAAGUUUUAA